UCUCACCGCCCUGAGAUCAUGACCUGAGCAAAAAUCAAGUCUGCCACUCAAACACCUGAGCCACCCAGGUGCCCCCUGGGCCAUAGCACAGGAUGCAGAAGGAAGGAGAAUGCAAUUCAAAAGGUAAAUAAAGAUUUUGUUGUGCCCAAGAUCACGAAUCCAAGAAACCACCGAGGGGCCCGCCCCGAUGCAAACACACGAGGGUUGAUUUACAAGCUCAAGCUUGGGCCCAGGUGCACCUGACACAGCGGAGCAGGGACUUGGACCCCAGAUGCAUAUUGUAGGAGUAUUUUGAGGAUGAAUGUUUGCAAAUCAUUUUGAAAUUGCCAAACGCCACAUACAUGGGAUGCAUCCUGCUUUUACAUUGGAGCUCACCCCUGUGGCUUGGAUUUAUCACUGUAGCAUCUGUGUCCAAUCUAUGUGUUAACUAGAAAUCAAGGGAAGACAUGAGGAGGUUUGUUUACUGCAAGGUGGUUCUAGCCACUUCACUGAUGUGGGUUCUUGUUGACGUCUUCUUACUCCUGUACUUCAGUGAAUGUAACAAAUGUGAUGACAAGAAGGAGAGAUCCCUGUUACCUGCACUCAGGGCUGUUAUUUCAAGAAAUCAAGAAGGGCCAGGAGAAAUGGGAAAGGCUGUGCUGAUUCCUAAGGAUGACCAGGAGAAAAUGAAAGAACUGUUUAAAAUCAAUCAGUUUAACCUUAUGGCCAGUGAUUUGAUUGCCCUUAACAGAAGUCUACCGGAUGUAAGAUUAGAAGGAUGCAAGACAAAGGUCUACGCUGAUGAACUUCCAAACACAAGCGUAGUCAUUGUGUUUCACAAUGAAGCUUGGAGCACUCUCCUUAGAACUGUUUAUAGUGUUAUAAAUCGUUCCCCACGUUAUCUGCUCUCUGAAGUCAUCUUGGUAGAUGAUGCUAGUGAAAGAGAUUUUCUCAAGUUGACAUUAGAGAAUUAUGUGAAAAAUUUAGAGGUGCCGGUAAAAAUUAUUAGAAUGGAAGAACGUUCUGGGUUAAUACGUGCCCGCCUUCGAGGAGCAGCUGCUUCAAAAGGGCAGGUCAUAACUUUUCUCGAUGCACACUGUGAAUGCACCUUAGGAUGGCUGGAGCCUUUGCUGGCAAGAAUAAAAGAAGACAGGAAAACAGUGGUAUGCCCUAUCAUUGAUGUAAUUAGUGAUGAUACCUUUGAAUAUAUGGCUGGGUCAGAUAUGACUUAUGGGGGUUUUAACUGGAAACUGAAUUUCCGUUGGUAUCCUGUUCCCCAAAGAGAAAUGGAUAGAAGGAAAGGAGAUAGAACAUUACCUGUAAGGACCCCUACUAUGGCUGGUGGCCUAUUUUCUAUUGACAGAAACUACUUUGAAGAGAUAGGAACUUACGAUGCAGGAAUGGAUAUCUGGGGUGGAGAGAAUCUUGAAAUGUCUUUUAGGAUUUGGCAAUGUGGAGGUUCUCUGGAGAUUGUGACUUGCUCCCACGUUGGUCACGUUUUUCGGAAGGCAACUCCAUACACUUUCCCUGGUGGCACUGGUCAUGUCAUCAACAAAAACAACAGGAGACUAGCAGAAGUUUGGAUGGAUGAAUUUAAAGAUUUCUUCUAUAUCAUAUCCCCAGGUGUUGUCAAAGUGGAUUAUGGAGAUGUGUCAGUCAGAAAAACACUAAGAGAAAAUCUGAAGUGUAAGCCCUUUUCUUGGUACCUUGAAAACAUCUAUCCGGACUCCCAGAUCCCAAGACGUUAUUACUCACUUGGUGAGAUAAGAAAUGUUGAAACCAACCAAUGUUUAGACAACAUGGGCCGCAAAGAAAAUGAAAAAGUGGGUAUAUUCAACUGCCAUGGUAUGGGAGGAAAUCAGGUAUUUUCUUACACUGCUGACAAAGAAAUCCGAACUGACGACUUGUGCUUGGAUGUGUCUAGACUCAGCGGACCUGUAAUCAUGUUAAAAUGCCACCACAUGAGAGGAAAUCAGUUAUGGGAAUAUGAUGCUGAGAGACUCACCUUGAGACAUGUUAACAGUAACCAAUGCCUCGAUGAACCUUCUGAAGAAGACAAAAUGGUGCCUACCAUGCAGGACUGUAGUGGAAGCAGAUCCCAACAAUGGCUGCUAAGGAACAUGACCUUGGGGGCGUGAAGAUUGUUUCCCCAAAGCCAUGAAAGUGUCUACACUUUUGUUUUUCCAUUAUCUCAAUUAGGGAAAGAUAUUAACUUUGCUGAAUUGAAAGUUUUAAGAUCCUUUUAGUAUUCUAAAAUACAGUUGUUUAUAAUUCAUUUUUAGGAAUGUUUGCUUAUUUCCCUACUAAAAUUUGUAUCUGAUCAAAAGAAGCACAUACAAUAUAUAAAUAACAGCAAACUGUUAUCAAACACCAGAAGAACUUGAAAAAUAAAUUGUGUUUGCUUUUUUUUAAAAAAAAAAAAAAAACCUCUAUUGCCCUCAUCUCAUAGGAUCAGUCAGGGGCUGAUUUUAAUUUUUUUCUUGUCAUAGUGAUUGAAAGAGAGACAAUGUAAAUGCCUUAUGAAAUAUUUUAAUUAUGAUAUAUCAUCAAAUGUUUGAAAAACUCACUCUGUUUCUAAUGGACCUUCAUGGAAACAUGUUGAAUUUCUAUGUCAAUAACAAGGCCACAUGUUGAAUUAUUUCUAAGCAGUGAAUUCAUCGUACAAGAUAGGUUUCAAUUUUGUAGAGAAAAAUUAAAUUGGAUAUUGACUUCUCAAAGGGUCUAUAUAAAAGCAUCACAGAGAAAAUGGAGGAGAGUUUGAAAGUUCAACUUCAAGUACAUGAAAUCAGAGGAAACUAGGUAGGCAUUGAGGGGAGCAAGAUAAAACUACACUGAAAAAAAUAAAUCAUUUUAAAAGAUACUGUUUUGGUUGCAAUCACUCCUAACAUAGGUUGAGCAUAACAAUCAUCAUGGUCCCAGAGUUGCUAAUGGAAACUCAAUUCUUAACCAUGGACCCAUAUGGACCUUUUUCUCUUCACUCUAGAGGGUGACUUUGUCUCUUAUGCUGUACAGAAUUGUAGGUGAAGCAUAGAAGAUUGGCCAUAAUUUUUAAUUACUUUGCAUUCGAAGAUUCUAGUUGGACCACUAUUACCAUUUUAAUUUUAUGUUUUAAAAAAUAAUGCACUACUAUCAGAAUUUCACUGCCAUGCAAUAGUAUCUAAAGUUUUCACUGGGGGAAUGAGCUCCAUACACAUCCAUUAAACUUUUAAUUAAACUGCUUAAAAUCAUUUGCCAUAAACUAUAGUUUGAGUGAGACAAUAAUAGACAACUUCACAUGUUCUUUUUCCAUCUUAAAACCCUUUGUGUUCAAAAUACAUGAGCAGAAGAUGUGAAAAGGAAGGAAAAUUUAUCUGAGAUUUGCGCUAGUAAGUUUUAGGAUCUGACACCAUUUAAAAUGCCCCUGAAGUUGCUCAACAUAUGUGACUCAUUCAUUAUAAGUGCACUAGGCUACGAAAAGAAAUUUAGGGGGAAAUGGAAGAAGCAUCCUCUGGAGCAGAAGAUACUACAUCUUUGGCCCUCAUCUUUUCUUAAAAAUC
This is a messenger RNA of Nyctereutes procyonoides (raccoon dog), 3515 nucleotides long. RefSeq names its product polypeptide N-acetylgalactosaminyltransferase 13 (gene GALNT13). Bases 447 to 2117 code for a protein of 556 amino acids. The transcript has 14 exons. NCBI's taxonomy places the organism in Eukaryota, Metazoa, Chordata, Mammalia, Carnivora, Canidae. Gene Ontology annotation, cellular component: Golgi apparatus. The record is from RefSeq and is a predicted model, not a curated record.